This is a messenger RNA of Cylicocyclus nassatus, 540 nucleotides long. NCBI's taxonomy places the organism in Eukaryota, Metazoa, Nematoda, Chromadorea, Rhabditida, Strongylidae. The record is from the annotation of a GenBank genome assembly.
AUGUUGAACUGUAUGAAAAUGCUUGGUCGAUGCACGAGCCUCAAACGCGAAAUGUUCUACUGCUUUGUGCUUGCUUCUAUGGCUGUUCUCUCAACCGCCUCCGCGGUCAAAAGAGAUGAGUGUGGAUUUCUACAUGGAAUUAGUACUAAGCGUGCUGGACGAUUAAUACCGUACCUCACUGAACAAAUCAAGCGCCAUUGCACGGAGCACUUAAGAAAUGGUCAGAUGCAGUACAACUGCAACCAGGAAGAAACUGCGAGCUUAUAUGCAGACAUGAAAGAUCUACGUUCCAAUGAAAUCCAAUUGGAGAUGUAUGCUCAUGUCUGGGAGACGCAGCAAGAAUUUGCACAAGCAAUUCCAAAGUUCGUAAAGCGUGGACUUUGCACGCAAAUAAAAGAAGAGAACUUGACAGAUUAUGGAUGCGCAAGUGCUAAGUAUGCUUAUCGCUCCAACACAAUACCAGGUGGAGGAAUGAGGUUCAAAGAUCUUCUCAUUUGUAAAUUUGACGCCCCGAAAAGUGUGAUAGACUUUUUCAAAUAG